AUGCCACUCGCCCUUGCCAACAGUGCCAAGAUGAACGCCAUCGAUGCAUACGCUGAGGUGGUCAAUGCUGAAGCGGCAGCAUCCCGCCGAAUAGUCGUUGAUGGAGACGAUGCUCCAACAGCAGCAUGGAGCAUGGACCUAGACACCACGAGUAUGCUGAAGAAAGGAUCAGGGGACAAAGAUCCUCGAGAGGGAAUCAUUGAUAUACGAGAAUUUGACGUUCCCUACUAUCUUCGUGUCGCAAUUGACAACGACAUUCGUGUUGGGCUGUGGUAUUCUGUGACAAUGAACGCAGGUCAACCUACCCUUACAAAGCUCACUGAUCGCGUGAAGCGUGCCGAACCUGUCGUCAUGGCCUACGACAUAGAGACCACUAAAGCUCCUCUGAAAUUUCCCGAUCAAGCGGUAGAUCAAGUGAUGAUGAUAUCCUAUAUGAUCGAUGGCCAAGGUUACCUCAUCGUCAACCGGGAUAUCGUAUCGGAGGAUAUUGACGAUUUCGAAUACACUCCCAAAGAAGGCUAUGAAGGGCCUUUUACUUGUUUCAAUGAAGCAGAUGAGGAAGCUACUAUUCGACGCUUUUUUGAGAAUAUACAAUUAGCGAAACCGACAGUGAUGGCGACCUUCAACGGAGACUCGUUUGACUUUCCAUUCCUCGCUGCUAGAGCUCGAGUGCAUGGUAUCGACAUGUUCCUUGAAACAGGCUUCUCCAAGGAUUCGGAAGAUGAGUUUAAGAGCCGAAACUGUAUCCAUAUGGACUGCUUUCGCUGGGUCAAAAGGGAUUCAUACCUACCGCAAGGCAGUCAAGGCCUGAAAGCAGUGACCAAGGCAAAACUGGGCUAUAAUCCUGUUGAACUAGACCCAGAACUUAUGACCCCGUAUGCGAUGGAGCAUCCUCACGAACUGGCACAGUAUUCCGUUUCUGAUGCUGUCGCGACUUAUUAUCUAUACAUGAAAUAUGUGCACCCGUUCAUCUUUUCACUUUGCAACAUCAUCCCUCUCAAUCCGGAUGAAGUUCUCCGCAAAGGGAGUGGGACGCUUUGUGAAACCCUCCUGAUGGUAGAAGCAUAUAGCGCACACAUAAUCAUGCCUAACCGACACGAGGAAGACUUCGGCAACAUGUUCGAUGGACACCUAUUGGCGACAGAAACGUAUGUUGGAGGCCAUGUCGAAGCACUAGAAGCGGGCGUCUUUCGAAGUGAUAUUCCUACUUCUUUCAAAUUAGUACCAGAAACGGUACAAAAAACCGAAUCAGGCCUGACAUUUGACCGAAACAAUGUCCUAAAUUACGAUGAAAUCAAGGGUCAAAUCCAGAAAACCCUUGAAGAAAUGAGGGACAACCCAGUGAGGACGGACAACCCAUUAAUUUACCACCUGGACGUGGCAGCAAUGUAUCCCAACAUCAUGUUGUCAAAUCGUCUGCAACCCGACUCGAUGAUAGACGAAUCUGUUUGUGCCGUGUGUGACUAUAACAUGGAGGACAAGCAAUGUGCCAGGAGCCUUGAGUGGGCAUGGCGUGGGGAAUACUUUCCUGCUCAACGGGAUGAGCUCAAUAUGGUGAAACAUGCCCUUCAUCAGGAAACAUUCCCUUCAAAGGUUCCGAACGGGCCUAGGCGCAAGUUUACCGACUUGACACCCGCCGAGCAAACCGCCUUGAUUCACAAACGUCUUGCUUUCGUGAUCGUCGAUACGAAUAUAAAGGCCUCCACAAGCAAUGGAAAAAGAAUCUUGAUGGGGCGAAUGCAAGUGGAGGACUAG
Acaulospora colombiana is the source of this 1755-nucleotide messenger RNA. Lineage: Eukaryota; Fungi; Glomeromycota; Glomeromycetes; Diversisporales; Acaulosporaceae. The record is from the annotation of a GenBank genome assembly.